AUGCUGCGCGUGUAUGGAGCUCGAUGGCCUGGCAAGCUUCUCUGCCGACAGAGGGAAUUCCAUCUCACUCUUUCCUCGAGUCUCGACCGCCACCAUCGCUCGAUUCACAGUGCGACUCGUGUCACCGCGACUCGUGCUGGCCAUUUUAAACAUCAGAUCAGGGGCAAAAAGACAAAGACCACCGUCAAUCUCGCCGAUCUACCACAGGGCCUUCUACCGAGGCAUAAGCCGACAGUAAUUAAUCAUGAUACUCGCGAUGAGCCGGCCUAUCCCACUGUGGUGCUACAGGCCCGUCGCAACAUGCAGAAAUUCGACAACUGCGUCCUCUUGACCCGCGUCGGUGGUUUUUAUGAGCUCUACUUUGAGCAUGCCGACGAAUAUGGCCCAUUACUAAAUCUCAAGGUGGCAUCUAAGAAGACGAGUGCUGGACCGGUGCCCAUGGCCGGGUUUCCCUUCUUUCAACUCGACCGUUUCCUUAAAAUCCUGGUUCAGGAUCUUAACCGCUAUGUUGCCAUAGCCGAGGAAUUCCCCAAUGAGGCUUCGGAAAAGGUCAAGUCGGGUGGACUGAUGCACAAUCGUCGUGUAUCUCGCAUCAUCACACCUGGCACUCUGAUCGACGAGAACUUCAUGGACCCUUAUGCCAACAACUAUGUCAUGGCAAUUCAUGUGGGCCAGCAUGAUACCGCGAGCAAUAAUUCGGAGAAGCAGAGCACCGUAGUACCGGAUACUCUGGGCACCAUGCCUCAGCAAGCUUCUCUCCCUCUUGGGCUCGCGUGGCUCGAUGUCUCCACUGGGCACUUCUUCAUCCAAGCUACAGAUCUCGCUUCACUUCCUGCCAUCUUGUCGCGAGUCAACCCACGAGAGGUAGUACUUGACCAGAGCUUUGGGACGCAGAAAGACCACGGUAUAUUCUCCAUACUUGCCGAGGACAGGUAUUUGAUCACGUAUGCCACUGCCGGGACCCUCCUCAACCCGUCAGGUUGGACACCGUAUCUCGAGUCUGAUGUCCCUGCAUCAACAAGGGACAGCCUGACACAAAAUGAGGUUCUAGCCGGCGAUCUGGUCCUCAACUAUGUGAAGGACAGGUUGCAGGGGCUUAGCAUGAAACUUCAGCCGCCGCUCAGGCAUGAAAACAUGGACAUCAUGACAAUUGACAAGAACAGCCUGCGCGCCCUCGAGAUCAAGCAGACGAUGCGGGAUGGAUUCUUUAAAGGCAGUUUGCUGCAUGCAAUACGACGCACCGUUACCAAAAGCGGUGCCCGUCUGCUCAAUGAGUGGCUGGGCUCCCCUUCGACCUCUCUGGAUGUCAUCAAAAAAAGACAGGAUGUAGUAGCGCAUUUCAUUGAUUCUCCGGACAUCCGUGAUUCAAUCAUCAACCUUCUCCAGCACAGUCAUGAUUCUCAGCGCUUGGUUCAGAAGUUCGCCUUGGGCCGUGGUGACCCCGACGAUUUGCUUGGAAUCGCAUACACGAUUCGAGCCACCAAGGAUAUUGUGGCUCUUCUAGAGGAGGACCAACAUCAGGAUUGCCUUAAGUCACUCACUUCCCGCAUCAAUCUCGAUGAGCCCUUGAAACUGGCUGCUCGCAUCAGGGAUGCCAUUGACGAAGAGGGAAUUCUCAACCAGCAUGAAAUGGAGGAAUCUACGGCCGGACAGAUGAUGGUCCUUGCAGAAAAUAUUGUCUCCUCCGAGGGAACUCAAGAGGAUGCUUCGUCGUUACCGAAGGGAAGGAAGAAAAGGCCUGCGUCACUCAAAGAGCAUUAUGCCGAAGACAACGAGAGCUGGAUCAUGAAGCCAGCUGCCAGCCUAGGUCUGCAGAAGCUACAUGCUGACCUCGUCUAUUUGCAAAAGGAGAGAAUCUCCCUCACCGAGACAUUGAGGGAGCGAUUCCAGGCCUCGAGCAUGACACUUCGCUGGACGCCUGGUCUGGGUCACAUUGCCCACAUCAAGGGCAAGGACCUCAAGCACGUAACCGACGUCAGGUCCGUCUCCUCGAGCCGAUCAACUCGGUCAUUCCACCUCCCGGAAUGGACAUCACUUGGACAGCGGCUGGAUCAAGUCCGUUUCCAAAUCCGUGUUGAGGAGCAACGCGUCUUCCAGUCGCUGCGAGAGCACGUCGUCGUGAACCUUGUCAAGAUUCGACACAACGCCGCGGUCCUAGAUGAGCUAGACAUCACAACAUCCUUUGCCAACCUGGCUGUUGAAAAGAACCUAGUGCGCCCACAGCUCAAUAACUCGACCGCCCACACCAUCAUUGGCGGGCGUCACCCCACGGUCGAGGGAGGCCUCUACGAGCAAGGUCGUAGCUUCGUGCGUAAUGACUGUCUCGUCGGGAUGCCAACCGAAGGUAGAUUGUGGCUCAUAACAGGCCCCAACAUGGCAGGCAAGAGCACCUUUCUGCGGCAGAAUGCCCUGAUCACCAUACUGGCCCAGGUUGGAUGCUACGUGCCCGCGUCGUUCGCCGAGAUUGGCAUCGUAGAUGCCAUCUUUAGUCGCGUGGGCUCCGCGGACAACCUCUACCGCGACCAGAGCACCUUCAUGGUGGAGAUGAUUGAGACGGCACAAAUCCUCAAGCACGCAACGCCACGGUCCUUCGUCAUCAUGGACGAGAUUGGCCGGGGAACGACACCCGAGGACGGCACAGCAGUCUCAUUUGCCUGCCUACAGCAUCUGGUGACUGUCAACCAAUGUCGGACUCUGUUUGCAACGCACUUCCACGACGUGGAAGAGCUUGUGGCGGCCGAGGGAUUGUGCACUUCGGACGGUGGUGCUGUUCGCUUUUACUGUACGGACGUCGACGAAGACGACCAGGGCGGCUUCGUCUACAUCCACAAAUUACGAAAAGGCAUAAAUCGACAGAGCCAUGCCCUCAAGGUUGCACGCAUGGCUGGACUUCCAAGACUGGCCAUUGACACUGCCCGUCGUGUCUUAGAGGAAGGGACACAACGUAAUGAGCCCGGACAGUCGACGGCAAGUACUUGUAUGAAAUGA
Geosmithia morbida is the source of this 2988-nucleotide messenger RNA. RefSeq names its product DNA mismatch repair ATPase MutS. The record is from RefSeq and is a predicted model, not a curated record. Gene Ontology annotation, biological process: mismatch repair. Bases 1 to 2988 code for a protein of 995 amino acids. The transcript is spliced from 2 exons. Lineage: Eukaryota; Fungi; Ascomycota; Sordariomycetes; Hypocreales; Bionectriaceae. Gene Ontology annotation, molecular function: mismatched DNA binding; ATP binding; ATP-dependent DNA damage sensor activity. Gene Ontology annotation, cellular component: nucleus.